UAUGGGAGACAUUGUCAUCCAGUCCUGCCAGAGAACAGCAGCAGCAGCGCGAGCAGCAGCAGCGGACGGGAUAACAGACGCACUGAGCACACACUGAGCCGACGAGGAAAUACAGGAAUACACACUGAUGAAGAAGAUGCAACAAAGGAGGAGAAUGGAAUAAAAAACAAAAGCAUUUUAUUGCUUCUGGUUCCCACUUCUGUUUGGAGCAUCCCACAAGCAGAGCACCAGUGAAAACACAUACAUAUGAUAUAUAUAUAAAAUUCCUAUACAUAUAUAUCAAAUUAUGCCUGUUUUCAUAGAAGCUGCAGCUGGACAAGGACUGAACUGACAGCAAAGCAAAUCCAUUGCAUGAAAAAAUUGGAGAUAAUAUGCAGCAUUUGCUUAAAAACUGUUGCAUAUUAAUGCUUUGAGAUUCUUUUGUCAGUUUUUUUGCUCAGUGGGGGAUAAGGCAAAAAAAUAUGCAUUGAUGCAAAUGGGAAUUUGAGGAAAAAUUGAGUUUUUGAAUCAACAUAACAACAACAACAACAACAACAAAGAGCUUCUGCUGCAGUCCUAUAUUUCCAAGGGGGCUUCUUUUGAAAACAGGAUAUUCUUUAUCUGCCCCCCCCUCAUUGCCACACUGCUCUCUGGCUGUCGCAUCUCCACUUGUCUCUGUCGUCCGCAUGAGCUGGGGAGCGUUAUUGCAAAGAGGCUCCUUCGUACAAGUGCGCUGCUGAAAGUACAGGGAGGGGGUCCGCGGGCUCUCUGACCCCACGCUGAUGUCUCCUCAGAUGCAACAAAAGCCCUAGAUCGGGCAAAGAGUGAAGGUGAGGUAAGUUGGGGGAAGAGAGAAUAAAAAGCAGAAAUAUCAAAGAAAGGACAAGAGGAAAAUUCAGAUCACAGUGCAAACAAUUCAAGAAGUGAACCAAAAGCAACGCAAAGGAAGGGGAGAGCAAACCAUCAAAGAAUAAGCCACGAUCCAUUAUGUGGGACACUCCAUUCUGGUUAAGUAAUUCCGGUGCGCUUAUCUGUUUUUACAGCUUCUUUUGAGUCUCGAAUGCAGCGAUGCAAAGACAUUAAGAUCAGAGAUUCAGUAUCACAACAUCAGCCCUCCCCUCUCUCUCUCCUCCUCUUUCCUCUCCCCCCUUUGCCGUAGCACUUGUAGGGCAGGCUGAUUGACAGAAAACCCAGCUCUCUGUCCUGGGUUUGUAAGAUAUCCAGAGAUAGGAGGGGUUUCAGUGGAGUGCGCAAGGAGCAACAGCAGAGCCAAAGCAACAGGAGCCCUCUGCACGCACAGAGCACUGGACUUCUUGUGUGUCGCUUAAAAGCUACAGACUGACACUGACAGAGCACUGUCACCAGAGGGAUUGGAGCUGUUUGUGAAUGUGUGUGUGUGAGUGUGUGAGUGAGUGAGUGUGUGUGCGUGCAUGUGUGAGAAAGAGAUAAACACGCCUCAGGUGCAAGAGGGACGCUUUUGGACUGUAAUUAUCUUAGGGAUUCGGCUUGACGAGAGCCUGGAGUUAUAUUUUGAAGGAUACUGAGCAGCUGCUGUUACCUGUUGGGUCUGAGGAAGGGGAGUAAAUAUCCAACACAAUAAAAACGAUUAUCUGAUAUCACAUGAGCGGCUGAAAGACUGGAACUAUACGCCUCAAGGAGGGAGUAACGUUCAGCAAGGUGGAAGCGCAAAGAAAGAUGUCCACUACAAAAAUAAAAAAGCUUCCUUUGAACAGUGACUUUGAGAGUAUUAGGAUCAUAGACGCAAGUUAAGCUGAAGUGGAGAAGUGGAGGAGACACACAACUGUAGUGGAAAACACCGCGCUCCGGUCACAGUUUUCCUGGACAUCACAACUGAUCUGAGAAUUUGCAUUGUUAUCCACUCAACAAUAAGUGUCUGUCUGCGCUGUAAAAAGCCUUUCAUCUAGUUGUCCACAUGACUAUCUGUGAGUUUGAGAGGAAUCUACUUUCUUUUUCUGCCACUGUCAGGAAACCAAGAAGUCUCACUUUCACGGAUUAUUCAUCCACUCUGUGGGGGAGCUUAUUGCUGGAAAUGCCUGAGGCAAGUUCAUUCGUAGGUAACACGCCCUCUUAAACUGGGUUCCCUCCAAGCUACCGGAUUUGGAUUUGUCUACAAACGCCUCUGCUGUCUGCUGAUGACAUAUGGUUUUGUAAAAGGUGACACUUCUUGAGUUUUGGAUUAUUUAUUUGCUCUGAAAACACACAUAGGCACACACACAUACACAGCCUGGGACUAUAAUGUGUGUGUGCAUGUGAGUGCCUGCUCACAAGGGACCCAUUCCCUCCUGUUAAGAGCACGCUGAGAUGGGAGAUUGAUUCCUUUUACACACUUAUUUUUCUUCCCCCAGAUGACAAUUUAGCUUUCUGUAACUGAGCAGCUAUAACUCCUACAAUGGUAAUUGAAUGCUCUUUAUUUUUCUUUCAGCCGUAAAAACUUUUUGAUUUGAAAGCCAUUAAGUGUUUCUUCUGUGUCUCAAUGAUAUCCAAUGACUCUAAAAGCUCUUCAUUCAGUGACUAUAAUUUAAACUCUGGAAAGGAGGAUACUCAACUCUGUUUUUAAACAAGGAGCUUAAUCUGGGGCCUAUCAUUAACAAUUACACAUCACUACUGAAUCAUUACUAGACACCUGAGGAAUCCCACGAUGGCCACAGUCCUGCACCCCCUCUUGGUGAGCCUCUCUCUGGCCGUCCUCCUGGGGUUGACCUCUCUUGGUGGACUGAACUCUCGGCCAUCAGGUGGGGCUUUGGCUCAGGUCCCGUCCACCAACCAGACCGCAGAGCCCUCUACAUUACCAGAGGCCGCAUUGGUGACUCCCACGCCAGAUUCAGCGGAACAAACAGCUCCAACUAGUGGGAACCGUUGCUGGGGUUACUAUGAUGUCAUGGGUCAGUGGGACCCUCCUUUUAACUGUAACGCGGGUAUCUACUUGUUCUGUUGCGGAUCCUGCUUCUAUCGCUUCUGCUGUCAGUUCAAGGUGCACAGUUUGGACCAGACUUCCUGUUCCAACUACGACACGCCUGUCUGGGCAAACACCGGGCGACCGGCCGCACCCGUCACAGAGGUCCAUCAGGAACCAGACCGGGAUCGGACCCACAUGAUCGUGUAUAUUAUCUGUGGUGUGGUGGCCAUCAUGGUGCUGGUGGGGAUAUUCACCAAGCUUGGGCUGGAGAAGAGUCAAGGUGGACAGACGGACAUGACCAACUCCAGGACUCUGACAGAGUUGUUAAAGCAGCCGGGGGAGGCGGGAGCGGUGGAUGGAGCCGGCGUUCAUCAUCCUAUAGGCACCAACGGCAUCUCCGCCAGGGCGUUACGCUCCAACAAUGAUCUUAACCAUUUGAACAACGCAGCCUUGUCUCCCCUGGGUCCGGCCAUGGCCUUGUCUCACCCUCAUAACAACCUGGGAAUUGGCUUCAAUAAGUACACCUCGCUCAAGGCCGUGGACACGGCUGCAAGAGACUACUACAAAAGCUACCCAAUGGUAGAUUAUACCCACCGCCAGUCACCUCCCACUUUCCAGCCAAUCAACUUCCACCCCAAGGACAAGCCCUUCCUCCCACCGCCUGACAUCCACGCGCCACUGGCGAUCACCAUCAAUGCCUCCCAGAUCCCCAAGCCUAAGAUCUCCAAGACCAACACCCACCCGCUGACCUCUAGCUCGGCCUUCAAAGCAUGGGACCCCAGUAAGAGCCACAUCCAGCAUCCGGUGGCCACACAUAUGGGCCUCCAGGGCCCACACCACCCCAUCCAGCAGCAACAGCACCAACCUCUGCACCAGCAGAACAGCCGACGACAGGCCUACUCCAACAAGCGGCAGUUCAGCAUCGAGACGCUGCCUGAGCUCUUCUCACAGCCGCUGGGCUACGGCCACUCACCGCACAUGCACCCUAAGCACAAGGGACUGCCCACCAACAGCAAGACAGAGGUCACGGUCUGAACAUGAGGAUGCAUGGAUAGGCUUAUAAAUAGACAGAAGACCCCGAGGAGACAAGAGGAGAGUAAGGGACUUACUCAAAUAUCUUUAAUAUCCACAGCCAUAAAGGCGAAAAGGGAGCAAGCAGAUAUCGUGUUUUCUUGCUCUGCAUUUUCCUCAUCAUUGUUGAUAACAAAAUUAAUAAUAUCAUGAGUGAUAUGUGUGUACUUUUAAAACCACUGGAUCAAAAGAGCAACCUCAUAUAACUGAAGGUGGCGGAUUGACGGUGCUGGCUUUAACUCUUUGAACCAGGAGGCUCUUUAAAUAAUUGAGUGGCCUCUCGGUGUGUUGGCGCAGCUCUCUCCUCCUUCUCCUGCUCCUUUCAACCCCCUCAUACCUCAAUGACACUCUGCACUGGUCUGUAGCACCACUCCAACACGCACAAAAGCCCCACACGCAGACGCUAGUCACCCCACAAACUCCCUCCUGCACACACGAGCACAAUUGCAAACAACAGAAAUUGUGUUAAGGGAGUGUUUCCCGUAAGACUUUGGCUUCCCAUCAGCGGAGACAAUGCCAUUGUGUUGUCAGCUCCCACUGCCCUCCAGCCCUCGGGAGAGUGAGAUAUCAGCCUGGCAAUUCAUACCAGAGGAGGAGGAGGCCAGCAGGAGGAGGGGGGAUGUUUAUUCAUCUCAUUCCAGGGGCAAAUGAGAUGAGAAGGAUCUGAACCAUGUACAAACACACAAUACACACUUGUCAAAAAUUACAGAAGGUUCCCAGCAGUGUCAGAGACCACAGGCCCCAAAAAUACACAAAAACUGAAACACAGACAUCUUGUACUGCUUCAUGUACACACACAGAUCCUAAGAUAAAG
Molecule: messenger RNA, 4781 nt
Organism: Sphaeramia orbicularis (orbiculate cardinalfish)
Lineage: Eukaryota; Metazoa; Chordata; Actinopteri; Kurtiformes; Apogonidae
Product: protein shisa-8
Exons: 4
Coding region: 2639-3931 (430 amino acids)
Biological process (GO): regulation of AMPA receptor activity; regulation of short-term neuronal synaptic plasticity
Cellular component (GO): AMPA glutamate receptor complex; dendritic spine membrane; postsynaptic density
Source: RefSeq, a predicted model, not a curated record